CCGUCUUAUAGGUUUCGCAGUUCUGUUUCCAGGGUCGUGUGGUGACCCCAUUGCUGACGUUAUGGCAAAGCUGAGCGGCAGAGCGACGGCGGGUCUGGUAAUCGUGGGCAUAUGUAUUGUGGGCGGUUUAAUUGGUGUCAUUAUCUACCAGACGGGGCUGAGAAACUCAACUGACCCCACCACCAGCGUUGUCUCAGCCCAGGGAGGGUCACUGCCAGGGCUAGACCUGGUCAAGGAAGACUCGGACUACUUCCUGCAGUUCAAGGGCAACGAUGGUCGCGGUUUGCUUCUGGCCGGGAUUGGCCAAACCUUAGGAUCGAAAGCUGAGAAGUGUGAGUCUGAUGACGACAGUAGCUUGUGUAGAGAAUGGACUGACCGCGCCAAGUUGACCAUAAAACGACGUGACGUCAAUGACGUGCAAUGUUAUGAGGUCAGCUGGCAAGCCACGAGGUGCGUGUCUCAAACUCUCCGGGACUGUGUUCAGAUGGCUAAGGCGCAUUGGUACGGCGGUGCUGAGGACUGGUAUCAGUACUGGCCACUAGAAUUGUGGAGUAGAGCUGAAUCACCAUAUGUUGCCGGCGAUUCUUACGCUCGUGACAUAGGAGGCGUCAUGGAACGUUAUUUUUUCAACACGAAUGGUUUUGGUAUAUAUAUCGAUAAAGAAGUUCCCCUGUACGUAAGCAUUAAUAACACAGGAGACAACGAACUUUGCCUGGCGUCAAAGUACGCCCCACCAUACAACAACUUCGACAACAGUUUACCGCAUCUUAACUAUACGGUAUGCAGGGCGAGAAACGUAAAAAUAAUACACGAGUACAUGUCAAACAAGUACUUUAAACGGCCCGACAAAAUACCUGAUGAACGGCUUUUUACAAGUCCAAUCUGGUCAACAUGGGCUCAGUAUAAAAAAGACAUUAAUCAGUCAACCGUCAUGGAAUUUGCCAACGACAUUUUAUCUAAUAACUUUCCACAUUCUCAGAUCGAAAUCGAUGAUGACUGGACAGUACAUUACGGUGACAUGGACUUCAACAGAGCUAAGUUUCCAGAUCCGGCUGGCAUGGUAAAAAACCUCACGGAUAUGGGUUUCAGGACAACAAUUUGGGUUCACCCUUUCGCAAACAUUGACUCGAUGGCGUUUGCUACCGGAUCCGUCGAGAGAUAUUUUGUCACGGAACCAAGAGGCAAAAUUCCAGCUUUAGUAUCAUGGUGGCGUGGAAACGCUUCCGGUAUUUUGGAUGUUACAAACCCAACCGCUUUUCAAUGGUAUUUGAACGACUUGAAGAUGCUGAGAGACAAAUAUAACAUAAGCUCAUUUAAGUUCGAUGCAGGCGAAGUACCGUGGCUUCCGGCGGCUUACAAGACAAACCAGACGUACCGUAACCCCGACGACUACACUACUCUUUGGGCGGAGCUGGCGUAUCAGGCCGAUACGGAAGUCCGACAUCAGGAAGUCAGGGUUGGAAGCAGAUCUCAACACCUGCCUAUAUUCGUGCGGAUGCUCGACAGAGACUCUAACUGGGAUUAUGACAACGGCCUAAAGACUCUCAUUCCCGUGACAUUCACAUUCGGUUUAUUGGGAUAUCCUUUUGUUUUGCCCGAUAUGAUUGGAGGAAACGCUUAUAAUGGCAGUCUAGAAGGACGUGCAUACCCUGAAAAAGAACUCUUCAUUCGGUGGCUAGAGCUGAACGCCUUUCUACCAAGCAUGCAAUUUUCUAUUGUGCCUUGGAAUUAUGAUGACGAAGUUAUUAACAUAUCGCGUCGAUACAUCAAACUUCAUGAAGAAUAUUCCCCGAAAAUUAUCCACUUGGCCCGGAAGUUCAAUGAGACGGGGGCCCCAAUCAUUCGACCGUUGUGGUGGAUAGCUCCUAACGAUGAAGACGCCCAAACAAUUGACACAGAAUUUCUGUUGGGUGACGAUUUAAUAGUGGCUCCAAUUUUAGAGCGCAAUGCCCGCAACAGAGACAUUUACCUCCCAGACGGAAGAUGGAAGGACAAUUUAAGAGGGGGCGAACUUGACGGCGGACAGUGGCACCGAAACUACUCUGUAGCUCUCGAUGAACUGGCGUAUUUCACAAAAGUGUGAACUUUCGGCAACGUUUCCUCUGGGAUUGGCCUAUAUAGGUUGAUUCACAAUGGGGACAACCCUAUGGACCUGUUUAUAUUCGGACGUUAUUUACGGUAUUAUAUAAUGUUGACAGCACCAGUGGGAUCUAGUAUUACCAUACAAAAAUUAGAUCGUAGAGAUGAAGCAGCUAAUUAUAACGUACGCACACUUUAACGUCAUCCACGGUAAUAUCUGUUUAAAAUUUGUAAAAUGUUUCAAACCAAGAUCCUGUGUAAAAUGAGAGCUUCCAAACUGGCGAGAUAUUUGUACAUCGCACUGAUUUUGCCCUAAGCUGCAUAGUGUGACAAUCUUUGCUUUUAUUGAAAUUAAUUUACCUGUCAUCGGUAGCUUUAUGUUACGGAGAGACAAAUGACACACUUUUUCUUCUGUAUCCCAUAAAAACUCUCUAUUUCUCAAUUUUCUCCCUCGUUUGUCGUCUCUCGAUAUCAUUUUGUGAAAGGUUUUUUUCCGACGCCUAUGAUAUAGUAAAUGUAAACAAAAGCAGUUGACAAGUUCGCUCUUUUAUUUCUAAAGGUAAAAAAAAAUACCGCUGUUGCCGUGUGACUUGCCAACUAUCUUUGCAUGCAACUCCACUAUUAGGGACAUUGAGGAUUUCUCUACGACAGAUAACUGCAACCGUUGUCACUAUCAAAACAAAUGUCGUUACAAGAUUUGACAUCUAGACAGCUUUUGUGACAUAUUUGCUU
Messenger RNA from Liolophura sinensis, 2811 nucleotides. RefSeq names its product myogenesis-regulating glycosidase-like. The coding region runs from base 62 to 2083 and encodes 673 amino acids. Gene Ontology annotation, molecular function: hydrolase activity, hydrolyzing O-glycosyl compounds. The transcript has 2 exons. Lineage: Eukaryota; Metazoa; Mollusca; Polyplacophora; Chitonida; Chitonidae. The record is from RefSeq and is a predicted model, not a curated record. Gene Ontology annotation, biological process: carbohydrate metabolic process.